AUGACGGAAGCCCAACGCUUCGGCAAACCAUUUCAGUACACUCUCAAGGACUACCAGUCAACCAACCGGCUUUUCCAGACACUCGUCUUUUGUGUGAGGGACUUUCGGAAUCCAGAAGAAUAUGGCUAUGGCGAGGAUGGCGGGACCAAGUUCUUACAGCAAGUUCUCAAGGUCAGUGCUGAUCAACCCGAAGAAAUUCGUAGUGUUCGGGAACAACUGUCCGAUUGUUUUGAGCAAAUAUUGUGUUUCCUUCUCCCCUACCCCGGCUAUCGCGUUGCCGAGAGGCAAUCGUUUAGGGGCCAUGUGAAAGACUUGCGGCCGAUUUUUCGGGAAGAAAUGAAGAAGAUGGUUCCUGCCUUGCUGAAUCCUCACGCCCUUCAACCGAAAUACAUUAACGGGAAACCGGUCACUUGUCGGAAACUCGUGCAGUACUUCAAGGAAUAUGUGAAUUCGUUUGACGGAAACACUGUACCUGUGGCAAACAGUAUUCUGAACGCAAAUGCAAAGUUGAUAUGCAUUGAAGCAGCUCACGAAGCCAAAGUUGCUUACUGUCGGGGAAUGGAUCGAGUCAGUCGCUUUAAAAUUCUUUUAUGUUUAUAG
Messenger RNA from Cooperia oncophora, 600 nucleotides. The record is from the annotation of a GenBank genome assembly. Lineage: Eukaryota; Metazoa; Nematoda; Chromadorea; Rhabditida; Trichostrongylidae.